AUGUCCUUCCUUAGGUCAUCUCUUUCCGCCCUUUUCCUUUUCGUUGCGGCCACCUGCACAACAGUAUUAUCUGCUUCCCUCACAAUCACCAUUCCUCCUUCGAAUCUGCUACCCAAUCCUAACACCCUCCCAGCUGGGACACAUGCGACAUUGACCUCAUUACCGUCGUUGAAGGAUAGGGAAGACGCCAGCAGUCACGUACCUCAUCCCUUGACAGCCCCGUUGACCCGCUCGGCUUCUUUUGUCUUCCGGAACCUCAAGGCGACGAAACCGGAGUCCUAUCUGCUCGAUAUCCGAUCAGCCGAGUAUGUCUUUGCCCCGUACCGGGUGGAUGUCUCUGCCGAUGGAACUGUUCUGGGCGUGUGGGAGACUUACCGAGGAAACCCAUGGGACAAUCGCGGCCGGGAGAAGUUCGUUGUCGAUGCUGCUGGUGGUAACGGUGCCAAAGCCGCAGAGGUGAUGGUGGAAGCUAAGAUCUUGGCUAGAAGAGGAUUCUAUGAAGAACGAGCUAGAUUGGACCCGGAAAUGCGUGCUGAAUUCGAGAAGCAAUCACGCACCUCCCCGAUCUCUGGUGCUACGCGGAACGCUAUGGCUGGUGGCGGCGGGCCCGGGAACUUCGAUCUCGCCGGCUGGAUGGCCGGUGCCACCCCAAGGCAAGCCACUGGGACAGAUUCUGAGGCCGCCCGGGGAACCGCAACUGGUCGGGAAACUGGAGGUACUACGCGCAGACGAGGUUGA
Molecule: messenger RNA, 738 nt
Organism: Aspergillus fumigatus Af293
Lineage: Eukaryota; Fungi; Ascomycota; Eurotiomycetes; Eurotiales; Aspergillaceae
Exons: 2
Coding region: 1-738 (245 amino acids)
Cellular component (GO): EMC complex
Source: RefSeq, a predicted model, not a curated record